AUGUCAUCAAUCGAUAUGACAAGGGCACCCCAAUUUACACCUAUCCCUCCUCCUCCCCCUCCUCUGACCAAGACGGGCACUUUGAUUUUCAAGGAUGUGACGUUUCACAUACUCAUCAACGAGAAGGAACAGGAACUGAUGGAUAAAGACCCUCCUAUUGAUUUAUACGAACCUAUGAAGAAGUUCAUUGUGGAGAGAGCAGGUGGCACCAUAGUCUCACUUCAAGAAGCUGAUUAUAUCCUCAUCAGACUUCAAGAUAUUCAUCAAUACGCGGAAACAAUCAUUCAAAGAGAAUUAGCACAAAAAGUAAUCCACUUUCAAUGGGUUAUUGAUAGUCUGCUCUCAAGAGAAAGAUUGGAUAAGGAGUGGUAUUGGGGAAUACCGAGGUCCAAAUCAGUAGCGGUCAUGAAAGGAAGGAAAAGAAAUGAUACUUCAACUUCAAGAUCGGCUGACUCUGAUCGGGAAGGAAAGAAUGAUAAAAUACACAGAUGGAAGGACCAAGUGGAAAAGGAAUGUAUCGUAGCUCGUGAUCCAAGACGUCGACCUCCUUCGACCUUCGCCUCUUCCAAUUCCUCUCCCUCUCGAGAUGUUUCUCAGGACCCGAGGAAGAGUCUUGUGACAAUUGAAGAAAAAGCUUUGGAUCCUAGGAAGCGAUUCUCUGAUUCCGAUUUCUCGUCUUCCAUGAGACGAUAUCCGGGUACGGUCACCCAGGUAAGAGCACUUGCCUCUUACCUAGGUUCUGCAAGUAAUGCUGUAAGAUGUGUAUCCGAAAGGCUCCCGUGUCCUCCAUCCCAAUCCUUCAAGAUGAGCCGACUCUAUCGUAGCAUCUCCAUCGGCAAUGGCGAUGGCGCAGGACUCAGACUGAAUCAUGAUUCUAGGAUAUUCUCGGGUGACAUCAUCUGGAUUAGUGGUCCGACAAAUGUGAGGAAAAGGCAUGAACCAUAUAUCAUAAAUCAAGGAGGUACAAUCGCAUCUACACUCAAAUCUGCUACGGUUCUGCUUUUCAUCCGACCGAAUGAACUCCCCACGUGUCGUGAGCUCAUGCGACGUGCUCACGCAAAUGCAUUGUAUUUUGACAUCGAGAUGUUAGCAGAGGGAUGGCUUCACGACUGUUUGACACUGGAGAGAAGGAUAGCUCAAGAUCCGUAUAAGAUCACUCCUGGCGCUUUAUUUGAUGCGGAAUUUUGGCAAAAGACUUCAAAUGGAAGCAUGUUGAAGGAGUGGCGAAAUGACAGAACACUUAGUAACGAUAUCUCACCACUGGAGGAAGAAAAGAAAGCUGUCCGCCCACUCACACCUAUUACCGCAACAGUUGUUUUGAAGCACGAACAGCGUCGGAUGGACACGAAGAAUCUUGUCCUUGCUCCGAGUGAAUUGGUUCCAGAAACGCUUUCAACCCCAGUCAGUCUUCUCAAUAACCUUUCUCCUAGGAUUGCAAGGUGCAUGGAAUUAGACGAUGAGGACCUUGAUGUGCUCUGCACUGAUUCGGAAAGUGAAGCGACCUCCGCCACAGUGCCUUGUUCAAGUCCUAUGGAUCUAGAUGGCCAUAGUCAUUUUGAGCCCAGCGAUGUAGAGGACGAUAAGGACGACCAGACUUACCAAAUCAAGCGCAGAUCGAAGCCUGGAUCAAAGAAGAGAAAACAUAAAAAAUCUUCCGCAAAUGACAGGUCAAGGAAAAGAACGCCCUCCUCAUAUCAAUCAAGCGUAGUUCAACCGCAACACCAGGAAAAAUUUGACAGAGUCGUGAGAGUUCUUGAGGAGGCCACCAAAGGCCAUAUGAUAAAGGGAGGGAUCAAAGCUACGUUGAGGCCAUUGGGUUUAAUGCAUACGUAUCGAAAAUAUGCUUCCUUGGUGAGACAAGCCGUUCCCAACCUUCCUCCUGCAGGAUUUCAACCUGGACACAAAAGCAUAUUUGGCACAGCGAAAAAAGCUUAG
This is a messenger RNA of Kwoniella shivajii, 1935 nucleotides long. RefSeq lists its product as uncharacterized. The coding region runs from base 1 to 1935 and encodes 644 amino acids. Lineage: Eukaryota; Fungi; Basidiomycota; Tremellomycetes; Tremellales; Cryptococcaceae. The record is from RefSeq and is a predicted model, not a curated record. The transcript has 8 exons.